Messenger RNA from Nelumbo nucifera (sacred lotus), 634 nucleotides. RefSeq names its product LYR family of Fe/S cluster biogenesis protein. Gene Ontology annotation, biological process: response to oxidative stress. Gene Ontology annotation, cellular component: respiratory chain complex I. The record is from RefSeq and is a predicted model, not a curated record. Lineage: Eukaryota; Viridiplantae; Streptophyta; Magnoliopsida; Proteales; Nelumbonaceae.
UAUCCUAUAGCGUAUAGGGGGGUCCUGGGGGGGAGAGAGAGAGAGAGAGAGAGAGAGAAACAAUGGCGUUCAAUCUCAAGGGUAUUAGGGUUCCACCAAAUUCUGCAACACUCCAAGAAGCGAGAAACCGAACAUUUGAUUUCUUCAGGCAAGCCUGUCGAUCGAUUCCAACCAUUAUGGAAAUCUACAAUCUUCACGACGUCGUUACUGUGUCAGAGAUACGCUCCACGAUCUCCUCUGAAAUACGAAAGAACGCCCACAUUACGAACACUAAAGUGAUUGACAUGCUACUCUUCAAAGGGAUGGAGGAGCUUGGCAACAUUGUUGAACAUGCAAAGCAGCGCCACCAUAUAAUUGGUCAGUAUGUGCUAGGGCGUAGAGGGCUUAUACAAGAUGUGGGAGACAAGGACCAGGACAUAUCCGACUUCUUAAAAAAGUUUUACAACAGCAACUAUUUCUGAAAACUCCCCCAUUUUGAUUGAUGAAUCUGUAUUUUCUUUUAGGACCUUACUUUGGUUGUUAGACUUGAGCAAUAAGUUAAUCAUGAAACAACUAUUGUUCAUUUCUAUCAUGAAACUGCUUUUGUUCAUUUGCAUCUUUGAUUGCAGAAAUAUGAAACCGUUUUUUAUUUCAA